Molecule: messenger RNA, 1112 nt
Organism: Lactuca virosa
Lineage: Eukaryota; Viridiplantae; Streptophyta; Magnoliopsida; Asterales; Asteraceae
Source: the annotation of a GenBank genome assembly
AUGGCAGGAAUACGAAGAGUUAAACUGGGUCAACAGGGUCUAGAGGUAUCAGCUCAAGGUUUGGGUUGCAUGGGCAUGUCCUAUUUCUAUGGGGCCCCAAAACCUGAACCUGACAUGAUCAAGGUAAUCCAUCACGCCAUUAACGCCGGCAUUACCUUUCUUGACACCUCCGACAUGUACGGACCUCAGACCAACGAAAUCCUUAUCGGCAAGGCUUUGAAGGGAGGAAUGAGGGAGAAAGUGGAAAUGGCGACCAAAUUCGGAGUCAAAUACGAUACUGAUGCAAUGGAGGUCUGUGGAGAUCCGGCUUAUGUAAAGUAUGCUUGUGAAGCUAGCUUGAAGAGACUCGGCAUCGAUUGUAUUGAUCUUUAUUAUCAACACAGGAUUGACAGUCGUGUGCCUAUCGAAAUCACGAUGGGAGCAGUAAAGGAGCUGGUGGAAGAAGGAAAGGUUAAAUACGUUGGAUUAUCCGAGGCUUCGGCAUCAACCAUCAGAAGAGCUCAUGCUGUGCACCCAUUAACAGCCGUACAACUAGAAUGGUCCUUGUGGUCAAGAGACGUUGAAGAAGAAAUCAUUCCUACUUGCAGAGAACUUGGAAUCGGAAUUGUUGCAUACAGUCCUCUAGGACGAGGGUUCUUCUCAUCUGGUCCUAAGGUGCUCGAGAAUUUGGAAGAUGGUGACCUCCGCAAGUAUCUGCCGAGGUUCCAAGGUGAAAAUCUUGAACACAACACCAAAAUGUUCGAGAGGGUGAAUGAGAUGGCGGCAAAGAAGGGGUGUACCCCAUCACAGCUAUCAUUGGCUUGGGUUCACCACCAGGGAAAUGAUGUGGUGCCAAUUCCAGGAACCACAAAGAUAGAGAAUCUUGAACAGAACAUUGGAGCUUUAUCUGUGAAGCUAACACCAGAAGACAUGGCUGAACUCGAAGCCAUUGCUGCUGCUGAUUCAGUCAAGGGUGGUCGAUAUGGUGAUGGUAUUUCAACAUUUAAGGAUACCGAGACUCCUCCAUUGUCAUCUUGGAAAGCUUGAUUAAUGUUGCGUACUGCUAUACAAGCAUCAACACUGCUGAGUCCUUUUGUUUCGUGUGUACUUGCUUUUGUCUAAGAACCCUGAUU